AUGGAGGAUUCAGUAGAAGUAUCAAAGCAAGGCACACAAAAAAAUAUUAAAAAUAAAGGGUUUUAAUUAUAAAUUAUAAAAUCGCCUAAAUUAAGGCUAAUCAAUUAGAACGAUGAGAAAGGAGAAUCUAUUUUACCAUUAAAUUUACCUAAAAAUAUAUUAAAAGCACAAGAAAAUUAGGAGUAAUAAAUUCAGUACUAUUAUGAUGAUGAUGGCGACUCAUAAAGACAAGUAAACUAAAAACAUGAAGAAAUAAAAGAUAAAAAAAUAAGCUUUUUAAACAAAUAAAAUCUAAAGUAUAAUUCAGAACUUAUAAAUUACUCAUCUCCAAAAAAUGAUAAUGUACUUGAAAGCGAUUUAGCUACUUCUGAUCUCUUUUUCAAAGAGAAUUGUGAGUUUCCAUAAGCUAUAAAAACUGAUAAAGAUGAAUUUGGUGGUAUUUAAAAUUAGUCAAGCCAUAAUAUAAAAUAGAAUAUUCAGUCGCCUUAACUAAAUUUUUAUUCACCGAAAAAUAUAAAAUAGAAUGAAAGUGCCCUAAGGAAAAAUAGAAAUCAUCAACUAGCUGCUGUUUAGAGGAUGGAGUAAAAAAUAACAUCAAGUUAGAUUUAAUAAUCUGAAUAAAAGUAUCCCGAAAUAAAUAGCUCUUUAUUGAAAAAGCUAAAGCUAAAAAGACAGUUUAAUAGACAAGCUACGACUGAUAAAACAAAUAGUCCUUAAUUUACUUUUAUGGGAUAGCUUAAAUAAAUAAAUAUCAUCAAGAGAUUUAACAAUAAAAUGAAAAGUAGUAUAACAAAAUCAGAUGUUGAUUCAUUAACAACUUUUUAGUUACAAUUACUAAAUGAUUAAAGUCAUAUUGUAAAAAAUUUAACAAAUGGAUUUUCUUAGUUUAAUAUCAAGAAGAAAAUAAAAAAGCUGUUAUCUUAUUUAACUACAAAGAGUAGUUUCUCACCAGAUUCAUCCUUUUUCAUAGUUUGGAAGGCUAUUUUAGUAAUAACAUAUUUGAUAACAAUUUUUGAUGUUCCAUUAUAGUUUUUAAAUUAAUACUAAGAAAUGGGAUCUGUUGGAUCAUCUCUCGCUUUUUAUUAUUUACCUAUAUGCGUAUUAGUAUGUGAAAUAGGAUUAAAUUUUAACACAGGAUUCUAUAGAGAAGGAUAAAUUGUAGAAGACAAAUAAGAAAUAAUAGAAAAUUAUUUGAAACUUUAAUUUUGGUUGGAUUCAAUAACAGUAUGUGGAUUCGCAUUAUCUCAAUAUUUCCCUUAUGCAAAAGUGUUGUUUCUUAUUCGCAUUUACAAUUUUUUUAUUUAACUGAGGUAGUUUGAGGAUAGAGCUCAGUUUAUAUAAUAAUUUCCUUCAGUGUGGACACUUCUUAAAUUGUUUUCUCUUAUUUUUUUUGUAGCUCAUUACUGUGGUUGUGGGUUUACAAUAAUUGCUUACCUUGAGCGAAUAAAUGAUUCCAGUAGCAUUACUUGGUUAGUUAAAUAUGGUAUAUAAGAUGAUACAUGGCAAGUCUAAUAUAUUUAUUGUUUGUAUUUCAGCUUUAUCACUAUGAUCACUGUUGGAUAUGGAGAUGUAGUACCUUAAACAAAUAUUGAGAGAGUGUAUGUAAUAUUAAUGACUUUGAUAUCAGCUGCCGUUUUUGGUUACUCUAUCAAUACUAUCGGAGCAAUAUUCUAAGACAUAGCAUCUAAAUCUAUUAGCUACAGAAUAUUAAAAAGAGAUAUUGGCUACUAUAUGAGAGCACGUGAUAUAGAUUCCUAACUCUAAGCAAAAGUAUAUUAAUACAUUAGCUAUUAUCAUCUAGAAGCUGCUUAAGAAUAUUAAUAAACAGAAGAAAUUUUAGGUAAACUUUCCCAAGAUUUAAGGUUAUAGAUUUAAAAAAAUUAUUUCGGGAAAGCACUUUCUUCUUCAUAUUUUUUAUCUUCUAACUUUUCUCCUUAAUUUAUAACUGAACUUACAUUUAAAGCUAAAGAAGCUUUUUACAGAUAAGGUGAUUAUGUAUUUACAAAAAAUGAUCUAGAUUAAAGACUUCUCAUUAUUACUAAGGGAAUUUGUUAACUAACAUUUCACCAUCCAAUUUUGAAAGAUAUUACUUUAGUCAAAAUAGAUAAAGGCGAUAUUGGAUCUAAAGGAUUCAUCACAGGUUAACCAAGAGAAGUUUCUUUAAAAACAAUGAGCCAUUGUACAUUUGCCUAUAUAACAAUAAGUGAUUUUUUGCUAACAAUAAAAUAGUAUCCUGCUGACUAUGAAAAAUUUUGUAUGCUGAAAGAUACGAUGUCUUUAUAUGAAAAUGAAAAUGACUAAAAGCUUCAUUGCUUUUCCUGCAAAAAAUAUGGACAUGGAAUUAUGAAUUGCCCAUUUAUUCAUUUAAAAAAAUCAAAAGAGAUUGCCAUAUAAAAAUAUUUAUUCUCUCCUUGUUAAUCUAGAGAAAUAAAAUAAAGAGGAAGGUUUAAAUGGAAAAAUAUAUAAGAUAUUGAUAUAAUAAAGCAUGACUUAAAAAGUUUUAGAAUUAAUGCUAUCCAGUCAACUUUAAAAGAAGAAGAUCAACAUUUAAUUGAAUUGAUUGAUAAAAAAGAUAAAGAAUUUUUCCUCAAUAUUGAAUGUUUUGCUUACGAUCAAAAUACAAAAAAAUUUAUAAUAGAUCCAAAAUAACCAUAUCUAUAUCCUGAUGAUGAUGAUGAAGAAGAAGAAGAUCUAGAAGAGUUAGAAGAAGAAUCUGAGGAGAGCUUAAGUUCUCUAAGUGAUUAUAAAGGAUCAAUAAUUUUAGAAGACUCAAAAUUAACUUAGAGAUAAGAUCAUCAUAGAUAUAUGAAUAAAUCUAGUAUUAAAGCACAGAAAAAUGCCAGUCUUAAAAACAUACAAAUUUAUGAUGAAAAUUAAAAAACCCCAAAAAUAAGUAACUAAAAUGAAUUAAACUUAUUUUAAAAUAAGAAAAUAUCUGAUAGAAAGAGUAGCAAAGAUUUACAAAAAAAUGAACACAUUAUGAUAGAAAAAAAUGAAAGAAAUUAAUAGAAGCAACUUUCUUUUAAAAAGCAAUUAACAUAAAAACCUUUAAGAGAUUAUAAAAGCAACUAAUAACUUUUUAUAAAAUCUAAGACUAUAUUAGGAAAUCAAGCUGCUAAUUUCUAAUUGAAUUAUGAAAUUUCUUAAAAUAACCAAAGUAGCAACAAUAAUAGAAACGGUAAUUCACCUUCUAAUAAAAAAAAUAGUUUAAGUUAAUAGUAAGAUAUUUAUAAGAUGAAUUAAGUUAGCUACAAUAAUAAUCAAAAUAAUUUUAAUUAGACAUCUAAUUAUUAUAAUAAGUAUAGAGGUGCUUUUGAAUCCUCUCCAAUAAAUAUUAAAUAGGAAUUAUCUAAUAUAUCUAAUUAAUAAAUUUAAAUGCAUUAUUAGUAAUUAUAAAAAUAACAGCAACAGCAAUAACCUUUGAGUAAGUAGAGGAAUUCUAUUUUCAUUUUAAAUCCUAAUACUGCAAUAAUUCAAGCUGAUACAAACCUAUAAUCUUUUAGUAUGUUAGAUAGCUUAUAAAACAACCGUUUAAGUAUAAAUAACUUGAACUAAAAUCAAUUAAUCGAUCCUCUGAUUUAUUAAUUUGCUUUUAAUAAUAAUCUAAAAGUUACAGAACAGAUGUAUUAUACAGAAUUUGAUACAGCAAGAGAGUAUUUAAUUUAUUUUCCAAAUAGUAACUACACAAUCGUAAUCAAAUAAAUAAAAACUAAACAUAGAAUUAAAUAAAUUUAAAAUCUAAAAAUUAGUAAACUUCAAACUUUCACAAGAUUAAAGCAAUCUUAAACAUAAACUAAUAUUGGAAUAAAUUGA
Tetrahymena thermophila SB210 is the source of this 3813-nucleotide messenger RNA. Its product is annotated as cation channel family protein. NCBI's taxonomy places the organism in Eukaryota, Ciliophora, Oligohymenophorea, Hymenostomatida, Tetrahymenidae. The transcript has 6 exons. The record is from RefSeq and is a predicted model, not a curated record.